Messenger RNA from Lizanozyma spartinae, 1356 nucleotides. RefSeq lists its product as uncharacterized. The transcript has a single exon. The record is from RefSeq and is a predicted model, not a curated record. Bases 1 to 1356 code for a protein of 451 amino acids. Lineage: Eukaryota; Fungi; Ascomycota; Pichiomycetes; Serinales; Debaryomycetaceae. Gene Ontology annotation, biological process: protein refolding. Gene Ontology annotation, molecular function: Hsp70 protein binding. Gene Ontology annotation, cellular component: cytoplasm.
AUGGACUACUACGAGAUUCUAGAGGUCGAGACCUCGGCAACAACGGCAGAGAUCAAAAAGUCAUAUAGAAAGUUGGCAUUAAGGUAUCAUCCGGAUAAAGUAAACGAAGAAGGACGAGAUGAGGCAGAGGCAAAAUUCAAAGAAUUGACCAAUGCCUAUGAAGUGCUUAUUGACGAGACAAAGAGACACAAUUAUGAUUUGUAUGGUAAUGCUGAAGGUCCCAAUGGUGAUAAUGGUGGUGGAUAUGGUGGAUACGACGAUUUUUAUGGAGGUGGAGGGGCCAAUGGGUUUGGACCGGAAGAUUUCUAUCGAUUCUUUAAUGGAAUGGGUGGUGAUGAGUAUGGGUAUGCUUCCUCCUCCCCACCUAAGCCUGCUGUUCCUCGUACCGACGAUGCCACAAUAGAAGUCGACGUGACGCUAGAAGAUUUGUUCAAGGGUAAGGUGAUCAAAACCACUAUCACUAGAGAUAUAUUGUGUACGCUCUGUGAUGGGGUGGGAUACAAGAAGAAUGCCAUAAAUAAACAAUGUCCAGAUUGUGACGGGAAGGGAGUGGAAAUUAAGAUAAAGCGAUACGGACCCGGAAUCAUAAGACAAGAAUCAGUUAAUUGUACCAAAUGUGAAGGUAGAGGUAAAAUCUAUCGAUCUAAAGAUAAAUGUAAGAAAUGCUUAGGGUCCAGAGUUCAAGAAGAAACCAAAAUAUAUGAAUUUGAAAUCAAAAAGGGAGCUCAUUCUGGGGAAUCCAUAGUUCUUGAGGGUGCAAGUGAUCAAGCUCCAGGGAAACAAUCUGGUGAUAUAAGACUUACUUAUAAUUGUAAGCCACAUGAUAGUUUCCAAAGGAAAGGUGAUGACUUGUAUAUGAAAUACAAGAUUACAUUAGUGGAACUGUUGAGUGGAUUUUCCAAAAUCGUGGCUAAGCAUUUGGAUGGUAGAGCUUUAAAGAUUACCACCCCAAAGGGCAAAGUCUUAAGACCGGGUGAUUUUAUUAAACUUAAAAAUGAAGGUAUGCCAUCAAAGAAGAAAUCAGCCUCUUGGUUUUCUUCUUCAUCUUCUCAGAAAAGAGGUGAUUUAUAUAUUGAGUUGGAGAUAGAAUUCCCUCAGGAUAAUUGGUAUCUUGAAAAGAAUGAUUUGGUAUCUUUGCUGAAUAUCUUACCCACAAAGUUGCAGAAUAAACUGGAUAUUGAAAAGCAGGAAAUCCCUAGUGAUUGCUUGGAGGAUGCCAAUGUUGAAGAUAUUUCAGAUAUAAUUAUCACCAACAAACAGCUGUUACCUCAGGAGAAAGAACAUCAUGAAAAUGGCCAUGGCCAUGGUCAUAGAGGGCAAGGCUCCAAUGGUCAACCUGAAUGUCCUCAGCAAUGA